Messenger RNA from Umbelopsis ramanniana AG, 1254 nucleotides. RefSeq lists its product as uncharacterized. The transcript is spliced from 3 exons. The record is from RefSeq and is a predicted model, not a curated record. NCBI's taxonomy places the organism in Eukaryota, Fungi, Mucoromycota, Umbelopsidomycetes, Umbelopsidales, Umbelopsidaceae. Bases 1 to 1254 code for a protein of 417 amino acids.
AUGAGCUUUCAAAAGGCUACCAGUCUCUUAGGGUCGCAGUUCUACCAUAACGUUGGCAACAAUCAGGCAAAGACUACCAACAGGACUUCUGUCAGAAACGUCAUUGUCGAAGCUGUGCUAGGUUCUGAAGCUAGACUUAAUUAUCUCAAGUACGCGGACCGAUCAACGGAUUGGCCUCAUGGAAGACCCUCAGAUGUGUUAUCUGCGCCCAGUGAAGUCGCCGAUUCCUUGCCCCCUGUUCUAGUCGAAGUACAAAACACAAUUGACGUCAACUUUGCCAAAAGAACCAUCCAAUAUUGCCUUGCAGUUAACGAACAAUAUGGGAUCUCACCAAUUGUCGUUGUCUUCGGUAUACAUCCUACAAGAAUAGCCAAUGAUUUAGUACAAAGCGAUCAGCUACCAUACGCGAAAGAAUAUCCUUGCAAACCAUGGGCUAAAUCUUUCUACGUCUUGGAUCCUAUCACUAUCCAUAGCCAUGUUCAAAAACAACCAAUGGAACCAUUAGUUGCAAUAGAACGAUUUCUGCACAGGCAAAAAAGAACUCUGUUGGACAUGGGUAGCAAGGAGCGUGCUGAUGAGACCAUUAAAAUGCUGUACGCAAUUGCAAGAGCGAUAUCCGAAAGCAUUGUCACCUUGGAGGAACGAACUAUCGACGUCCUUUCAAAUGCGUGUGAGCAGGCACAAGAGCGGUUCCGCAAGAUCAAGGAGGCAUGCGAUAUUGAAGAUGUGGAAGAGCUGAGAAAACGCACAAGAGAGUAUGCCGAGGACGGCGAUAUGCACAUGGAAAACUGCAAGAGAAAGCUGCAACGCACACUUGAAUUUGUAUCUACAGGUCUGCCAGAAGAAGCAGAAGAAGAUGGACCGUCUACAAGUGAACGUCACGAAGAUAUCUUGCAAGAAGAAGCAGGAGAAGGUGGACCGUCUACAAGUGAACGUCACGAAGAUAUCUUGCCAGAAGAAUCAGAAGAAGGCGGACCGUCUACAAGUGAACGUCACGAAGAUAUUUUGCCAGAAGAAUCAGAAGAAGGCGGACCGUUUACAAGUGAACGUACCGAAGAUAUUUUGCCAGCUUCAGAUCAGCCAAAUACAGUAUCGCCUGAUUUUGCUUUUGUUGAAAACUUCAGAAGCACUCAAAGAAGAAUGAACUGGGGCGCAUGCUUCAAUGCUGGAAGAGCACAAGAUCUGUUCACAUCAUAUAGAGACUCUAAAAGCUUAAAUGCAUCUUUUUUUAAAGCACAAAAACAUAAGCAAUAA